AUCACUUACACUACACAAUGUGAUGUGGGUAAUACAAAAGACUCCUGUCUUUCUCGCAGAAUUGGAUCGAUACACCUGAGCUCUUUCGGCAGCAUCCGACUAGCCAUUGAUAACAAGGACAAACAUGGAAAUUGUUUGGCAGGCGGCGGCGAAGCAAGGCGGCAAACGUUCAUCUCAAGAUAUGUCUUCACUUCUCACAUAUGUGUUUUCCUAGUUGAAACUUCCCACAACUAACGCAAGUCAAUCACCCUGCCAAAGCUGUCGCACACGAAAGAAGCGAUGUUAUCAUAUCGGUGCCACAGAAAGACCAUACGCUGUCAAACGCGGCGACAGGCCAAUCACCGACCCAGUUGACCAGACAUCCAACACUCGCGACUCGAGUCCUAGUCCGAGCCGUGUCAGUCUGUACAACCCAGAAUCCGUCUUAGCAGACCUCUCCAUGCAAUCGACAGGGGCAAGGCUUGCAGAAAAGGCCGGAACUUGUCUGAUACACCCACAUCGCCAGAAAACCGACUGGACAACUUCUGGAGACGCCUUUUCCCUGGAGGAAAGGUCUCUCCGCCAGCGCAAUUGGUACGAUCGUCACCGCCGUAAGUUCAGGGAGCUUGAAAUUUCAGACAACCAACGACGGUAUCUUGAAGACGAGGGGGCUUUUCUUGAAUUACCAAAGUCGACGACAGACAUUCUUCUCCCAAUUUACAACAUGCUCUUGGAUGAUCUCAUUCCGGUGGUAGAUGGAGCUGCGAUAUUCCGGGACUAUAGCAACGGGCAAGCAUCAGUCUUCCUCCUUAGGGCAGUCUCCCUCAUUGCCUGUAAAUUCAGACAAGCAGCUCCAUUUCUUAGAAUCCAUGAGGAUGGCGCGAUCAUGGAUCAGGGAGACUUCGCUUCUAGAUUGCUCAAGGGCCUUGAUGCGUCUAUCAAGGCCGAUCUCGAGCCCGACCGAAUGACCAAAGUUCAAAUCCUAGCUUUGAUGCAUCUACACAACGACGGCCUGAGUGGACUGGAUCGCUCAUCGAGUUAUCUUUCUCAGGCUAUAUCCGAAGCGUGGGCAAUAUCACUGCAUGUAAAGGUUCCUGUUAAUCCCGAACAAGAGCGUUGCGACUUCUUGUGGUGGACACUGCGAAACUUUGAUCGGCUGAACAAGCCCGUCAUGGGCGCCGCACCGUUCAUGAUUGAUGAUACAGACAUUGGGAUUGAACGCAUUGCUCCCCGAAAGGAUCACUACCGGUCUCAGCUCAUGACCAUAUCUCUCUCCCUUGGGGAUUUGAUGAAAACGGCAACUAGGGUCUACAAAGCUAGCUCGACUACAACAGAUGAUGACUGUAAUCCAUUUCCCACAUUCUCUGAGCUUACCACUGAGAUUUGCCUGGAUGGGUUCCAGAGGUCCCACAGAUUGUACUUGCAGAUUUGGUAUCACGUCGCCGCGAUGCUCUCCUGCCGCUAUAGCGGACCGAAGAGCGUUCAGUAUCAGCGACGCCUAUCCUCCGCUGAUAGUAUACUACGCAUCGUCUGUCUUGAAGGCUCUACGAAUCUCCCGCCUCUUCCUCUUGUACCUUAUGCUAUGUCAAUGUCUACCACGGUAAUCUAUCGCGCUCUCAGGGAUGGCGAACGGUCACCGGAAGUAGCGUACAAAGAUCUUGGAGCAUGUUACAGCAAUCUCACGAUCCUCAGUCAAUUAUGGACCAGUGCCAAGGGCGUAGCCAGGGUAGUGAGGCGUUUGCAGCAAUUUACCAGGCCUGGCGCUGCUCCCAUUCGAACAGCAGAUGGCGCCUCAUGCACUUGCGAGAACAUACAUCGACACGCAAACGUCGCUACCAACCUGGUCAGCAGUUUUAAUGCCUCACACCCACCAACUCAGAGCACGACUGGAAGCUCAGUGCUACCUAUAUCGAGUUUGGUGCAACCUAGUGAGGGUUGUCAACCGCAAAGUCCCGCAGAUAAUGAUGGUCAUCCGGGUGAUCAGGCGGAUACUUGGGUCGUCGAUGAGCUAUCUUACUCUCAUUUUGACAGGGCCUUUUACGAUUUCUUCGACUACGGGAUGCCCAGCCUAUUUCGCGAUUUGGCGACCUGGGACUUUCUCCAAACAGAUGCGAAUGAUGGUUUAGGAGCCUGACCAUUAUAGCAUUUGGUAUUAAAUCCAUGUAAUCUUGAAGAAAAUCCUUCUACUCGUCUUCCUUUUCGUCAUCGGUUGCAUUUAAACACAAUACUUUAAUCUCAGUAGCUACUUAUGUUGCUAAACUUUAUUGCUUGCCGUUGUUGAUCCCAAGACAGCUUCUUCUAGAACUGCGUCCCGAGCAGUAGAGCGUCGUAUACCAAUGUCUGAAAGCUCUGGGUUUCAAUCACAGCACCAAAACCAUGACAUUUAAUGCCCUCCAUCAAUCGAUCAACAAGCGCCCAUAAUCUUCGUAGCUC
Messenger RNA from Colletotrichum phormii, 2412 nucleotides. RefSeq lists its product as uncharacterized. The transcript is spliced from 3 exons. The record is from RefSeq and is a predicted model, not a curated record. Bases 440 to 2113 code for a protein of 557 amino acids. Lineage: Eukaryota; Fungi; Ascomycota; Sordariomycetes; Glomerellales; Glomerellaceae.